AUGUAUAUGAGCUUUGGGAAAAAACCGCAUUAUAUGAAACUCUUAGAAAUUCCAGAAAUAUACUAUGAUAAGAAUAGAAAAAUCUUCCGAGCGCUAUGUGCAUUAGCGUGGAUUAUUGAUUCUCGCGAUGAUUACGCGAGAGAACGUCUCCAUCGCAUGCAUGAUGCUUACUCGGCUUACAAAUGUCACACCAUCAUGAAUUGCACGAAAACUUGUCCCAAGCAUCUAAAUCCUGCCAAAGCCAUCGGCGAAAUAAAGUCACUUCUCACUGGCUUUCGUGACAAGCCGGCUCCUGAACAACCCAGGGCAUGA
Strongylus vulgaris is the source of this 312-nucleotide messenger RNA. NCBI's taxonomy places the organism in Eukaryota, Metazoa, Nematoda, Chromadorea, Rhabditida, Strongylidae. The record is from the annotation of a GenBank genome assembly.